Molecule: messenger RNA, 1689 nt
Organism: Scleropages formosus (Asian bonytongue)
Lineage: Eukaryota; Metazoa; Chordata; Actinopteri; Osteoglossiformes; Osteoglossidae
Gene: ankrd54
Product: ankyrin repeat domain 54
Exons: 8
Coding region: 396-1358 (320 amino acids)
Molecular function (GO): protein binding
Source: RefSeq, a predicted model, not a curated record
UGUGAUGUGUUGUGUUGCCCCUUAAAAUCCAACUCAUCGCGACAACAUACUAAAUCAAAGUUGAUUGGUUCAUUUCGCUUGUCAGGCAUGGUUGAAACAAUAGGAACAUGUUCUGCGCACGCACUGCAGAAAAAACAUGAAACUGGCGCCAUUUUGGCUCUCUGCACUGUACAUUACUCCAGCGACGGAAACAGGAAUUAAUCACCAACAAUGUUAUGAAUUAUUUCUGAUACAUCCACCUUGUUGACAAGUGUGAAAAAGUAACCAAGCUCAUCUUGUAUUCGUACGAUUCAGUCAAUGAUGCUUACGAAUAAGGUAGGCGUGUAAAAACCGCCUGUGUUAUUAACAUUCGUGGCGAACUCUGAGCUGACCGACAGAGUAGCAGCAGGCGAAAGAUGGAGGGAUGGACUCCGAUUGUUGCUGCUGCUUCAGGCGACGAAGGGUCCAGUUCCGAAGGCGAAUACACUGUGCACACUGGAGAGGCGAAGAAGACGGGAAUAGAGACGGACGAGGGGAUCGUUGAAGAACGAAGAGAAAAUGGAGGGACUGCGGUGAGGUUCGGACUGAGCGGCUUCGCCGGGGACGGGGCCGUGAGGCUGGGAUUGAGCGGACAGGUUGGCGAUCAGGAGCUCCGAUACCUGCACCUGCUGUGGGAUCCGAACCGAUGCGGUGCAGGGCAGGAAAACACAAGUAGUCCGGGGAAGGUGACAGCGAGCAAAGUGCGUCUGAGACGUGAGGGGAGAGCGCGUCGCAACCUGGCGCCCCUCGGCAAGGAUCUGUACGCUGGGAAGAAGCUCCGCGAGGCGGCCAACGGCAAUGACAUCGAUACAGUGCGCCGCCUCCUCCAGGAGGACGUUGAUCCGUGUGUUGCGGAUGACAAGGGACGAACGGCGCUUCACUUCUCCUCCUGCAACGGCAACGAACGCAUCGUCCAGCUGCUUCUAAGUUAUGGCGCAGACCCCAACCAGCGGGAUGGUCUAGGAAACACCCCUCUUCAUUUGGCUGCCUGUACAAACCAUGUGCCUGUCAUCACUACACUACUCAGAGGAGGAGCCCGUGUAGAUGCCCUCGACCGUGCCGGUAGGACUCCACUUCAUCUAGCUCGAUCCAAACUUAACAUCUUGCAGGAGGGAAACUCUCACAAUAUAGACACACUGAGAAGAGAGGUGACACAGAUAAUUCAGAUGCUAAGGGAAUAUCUGAAUGUGGUUGGACAGAGCGAAGAAAGAGAAAGACUUGAGCAUAUUUCAACACAGCUGGCGCACACACGCACCAAGGCACAGGUGGAUGAGGUCACUGACUUGCUGGCCAGUUUCACAUCGCUCAGCCUACAGAUGCAGGGUUUGGGGGACAGGUAGAUCAGGACCCUCGGGAAGGAAGAGGGAGGGAGGGUAGUGGGGAUGGAGGCAUGUAGGUAGGAGUUGGAAGAGGGUGGGGAAAUACGUUAAUGUAUGUAUAUAUUUAAUUUCACGUCUGCCAGUUCUUAUACUGGUUAACAUUUCAGUAAGAAGACUUUGAAGGAGAAAUAUUUAGCUUCUGAAUUUACCUUUGGUGUGUUCUGUCUUGCUUUUUGUAUCUUUGGUCUUUCCUUUUUAGUGUUCAUGUGUUCUGUGUAGAUUUAUUCAGGAAAAAAUAAUAGCCAUUGGUACUGCUGGUGGUAACAACCUGCAUAAAUAGCAUCUAAAACAA